Messenger RNA from Schistocerca cancellata (South American locust), 3517 nucleotides. RefSeq names its product solute carrier family 35 member E2A-like. Gene Ontology annotation, cellular component: Golgi apparatus. Bases 1600 to 2748 code for a protein of 382 amino acids. The record is from RefSeq and is a predicted model, not a curated record. The transcript has 8 exons. Gene Ontology annotation, molecular function: antiporter activity. Lineage: Eukaryota; Metazoa; Arthropoda; Insecta; Orthoptera; Acrididae.
AUGGCGGCAGUAAAUACCAAAGAAGUUAUGAUAAACUGAGGCUGUGUUGUUUUGUGUAGCCAGCGAAAGUGACUAAGUGAGAGGCCUUGAUAAGUAUGUGACGGGUGUAAUUGUGCAAAUCUCGCUGUCGAGCCGGCGUGGACGCCCGUGUGAGCGAUGAUGCGUUGGCACGUCAAGGAGGUUUACUGUUACCGUGUUAUGCCGACGUGUUGCGCUGAACGGAUAGAAUUAUUGUGACAAUGAAGAUUCAGGCCUGUCAUCAAAUCUUCUCGGACUCUGGAAUCAGUAAUCUUCAUCCUUUCUGACAUGGCAGCGUUCGUACAUCAGUUUAGAGACUCUUUAAAAUUGUGUGCAGUGUAAUGGUGUUGCGAAAAUAACUUAGGUUACAUUGCUGUAUGUUGAGUUACACGACAUAGCCGUCUACAUAUGUGAUUCUGAUACAGUUCAUGGUAAUAGUCUGUAUAAGGGUUGCUCAAAUUAGAAGUCUUAUCUCUCUGAUGCUGUUCUCUUUACUUGCUGAAAUAACGUUAUAAACUGAACUUCUUUUUAAUUUAAAUUGACAUAAGUUCCUCAGUUGAUGUCAUGAAAUCUAUCAACAGUAUUUUUCUUUGACAGACAGUAACAUACAGUAUCCAUUCCUUAUCAUUUAAGAUAUGAAGAGAAAAUUUGAGAAUAGGUGCUGAUAGUUUACUAGUCAUACAGUGUUUAAAGAUAAUUUAUUGCAAUAUCUUCACAUUCACUUAUAGAUGUGUGUAUUUAAUAGUUUUCUGCAGAACAUAUAAAAAAUGGACAGGAAGAAUACUAUGAUACAUUCCAUUAUCAUAAUUGACAGAGUGGAGGAUUCGAACUGAAGUUGUUAACCUCUGUUCGAAGAAUACACACACAUACAAUUUAACAUCAAAUUCUUUGAAUGUCUGCUGUUGUACUUUAAUGAUUUCACGAAAUAGGAUGAAAACUGCUCCCCAUUUAGAGAUAAUUUCUCGUGUACAUUUUGUGUUUAUUCUUUUUAGUCAGCAUCUGUCCCAAGGGUAAGAUUGUAUAGUUCCCCUAAACAAGGCUGUUAUCUAAUUCACCUGCUGGUGUAAGGCAUGAAACCUAUUAGGGAGACAUUUGACUGUUCAUUAAAUUGGGAGUUGCAACACUUGUACAGAGAGUCACUUAUUUCAUUUUUAAUCGGUUUUUGAGUGAAGAAUAUUAAGUAUGUGAGUUGUACAGUGCGGAAACUUGUGUUAUGAGAGAAACGUUUGUGAACAUUGCCACGUAGAUGACUUGACCGAGAAUACUAGUGUAUUUUGUGUUAGAAAAUAAACUAUUACAAAUGGUGCUGUGAUAUUUCAGUGGCUGAAGAGUUUCGAGUAACUCUGGCAGAGUGACGCUGUUAUAUUUUUUUGUGCCUAGCAGUUUUGUGGAAGACAGUGGUGUGAAAAACACAGUGCUCAGUGUUUGUUUGUUUCUGGCAUUGGUAUUGUGCCGAUUGAGACUGACAAAUCACCAGUUUCUUUUAAGCGCAGUGUGUCGGAGCAAAACGUGGAAGAUUUUCUCAGUGUUGGUGUUGUCUUGCUAAGUGUGAACUGACCUGUGAGUUCUCAGGGCUUCAAAAUGAAGAACCACCACCACCACCACCAUCACCACGGCUACCACGGCAGUGAAGAUGAUGAAAGUGGCAGUGAUUCGCCUGCCCUCCUCCCACACGCUUCACCCACAGCGAGUCUCCUGCCCGAGGACACUCCGCCCCCACACGGCCUUCGUGAUCCCCCGGGCCUCUUGAAUGCCCGGGCCAUGUUCUUCCUUGUCCUGUGGUAUUUCUUCAGUGGUUGCACACUCUUCCUCAACAAGUACAUCUUGUCGUACUUGCAGGGCGACCCCACAGUUUUAGGCACAUUCCAGAUGCUGAUGACGGCAACGUGCGGCUUCGUCCAGAUGUACUUCCCCUGCGGCAUGUACAAGCCCGCGCCACGAAUGGCGAGGCCGCCCGGCUUCUACUGUCACAUGCUGCUCGUCGGUUGCACCAGGUUCACAACAGUGAUCUUAGGCCUGGUGGCUCUGAACUACGUUGCGGUGAGCUUCACGGAGACCAUCAAGAGCUCUGCACCGCUCUUCACCGUCCUCAUCUCCAGGUACCUGCUCGGUGAGACGACGGGCCUGUACGUGGGCCUGUCCCUCAUCCCCGUGAUGGGCGGCCUCGCGCUCUGCUCCGCCAACGAGCUGAGCUUCGACACGCGGGGCUUUAUCGCCGCCAUGGCCACCAACCUCACCGAGUGCCUGCAGAAUGUAUAUUCUAAGAUGCUCAUAAGUGGAGAGAAAUUCAAAUACACGCCGGCCGAGCUGCAGUUCUACACGAGUGUGGCGUCUGUCGCCGUGCAGGUUCCCGCCUCGCUGUUCCUCGUGGACUUCUCGGGAGUGCGCAGGUCGACAGACCUGGGGCUCUUCGUCUCCUUCGUCCUGAACGGCGUUUUCUUCCACUUCCAGAGCAUCACCGCGUACGUGCUGAUGGACUACAUCAGCCCUGUAACACACAGUGUGGCCAACACGGUGAAGCGUGCGUUCCUCAUCUGGCUGUCGGUGCUGCUGUUCGGCAACGCGGUGACGAUGCUGUCGGGCCUGGGCACGGCGACAGUGAUCGCGGGCGUGCUGCUGUACAACAAGGCGCAGGACAUCGACCGGCGGAGGCGGCUGCGCCACGGGCCCGGCGAGAUUGCCGGAGACGGCAUGUUGUCGCAGCUGGUGUGGAAGGUGCGGACGGUAUGACAGCCGUCAGCGGGGCUCGUCCUUUCGCGCCAUCGCGACUGUCGACGCCUGUGACCGGCUCCCGAGCAGUGAGCGUCGCCGGCUUAUCGACACCCUCUGCCGUAGCUCGCGCUGUCAGUCGUGUUCGCCUGCCGAGGCACUGCUCGACACCGGAGCACAAUUCCUCGUUCUUGCUCAGGGGCCACUGUUGCCACGAUAUAGCACGAUGCACCGACUGCAAGAUGUAACAUUCCUUGUAAUAUAUGGCUCUCGAAGCAACGUAUAGGUUGUCAGACGUCUCUCUCUGGAGGAAACAGUUGAAACAUCUUCAGUAAUUCUGCAGUCUGGGUUACGGGUUAGGCAGUCAUCUAUUUGCGACCAGAGAGUGUACGUCUUGUACAGAUUCAGAAAGAACCUAAAACCGUAAACGGUGCACAGAAUGUGUACAGAUUGCACAUUCUUCAGGCUUGGAAGUACAAAAGAGAGAGUAAAGGGUAACAGUAUUUGUUUGAACCAACAAUUGCACAAGUCUUCAUGUUUUCCUGGUAUAACACUAAAUCGUGAAGUUUUGGUAUUGCUGCUGUCACCAGUACCUCCCUUUUUCUAAAGUAUUUCAUCUGCAGAACAUCCAGCCAUCUUCCAAGUGAACUCUAGGACAGCUUUUUGACUCACUCUGAAAUGGUUGGAUGUCUUCAGCUGGAAUACCAGGAGGAGAGAAGUAUUGAUGACAGCAGCCUGUAGUAGGGAAAUUAACAACUUAUCGAUGAUAAUAACCACCUUGAGCUUCAUG